Messenger RNA from Mauremys reevesii (Reeves's turtle), 1621 nucleotides. RefSeq names its product FtsJ RNA 2'-O-methyltransferase 1 (gene FTSJ1). Gene Ontology annotation, biological process: cytoplasmic translation; tRNA methylation. The transcript is spliced from 11 exons. Gene Ontology annotation, molecular function: tRNA methyltransferase activity. NCBI's taxonomy places the organism in Eukaryota, Metazoa, Chordata, Testudines, Geoemydidae. Gene Ontology annotation, cellular component: cytoplasm. The coding region runs from base 63 to 1232 and encodes 389 amino acids. The record is from RefSeq and is a predicted model, not a curated record.
AGCGGUCGGGCAAGGAGGGUUGUGCGCCUGCGCCGCCGGUGGGCAGGCGGGUGCCCGUGCGCAUGCGCGCAGCGGGAGGCGGGGGAGCACGUUUCAACCGCCGCGGGCAGGUUCCCGUGCUGCGCGUGCGCCGCGGCUGCACCCUGUGCGGUGCGCGGACGUUGGGCCUCAGGCCGCAUGCGCAGAGGCGAUACCCAUUAAGGCUCGGGGGCGUCGGAGCCAAAAUGGGGCGCUCAUCGAAGGACAAGCGGGACAUCUACUACCGCCUGGCGAAGGAGGAGGGCUGGCGGGCCCGCAGCGCCUUCAAACUCCUGCAGCUGGACGAGGAGUUCCAGCUGUUUGAGGGGGUGCGCCGGGCGGUGGAUCUGUGCGCUGCCCCGGGCAGCUGGAGCCAGGUUCUGAGCAGGAAGCUGAAGGGCGGUGCUGGGGAGGGCCCUGACUCCGUGAAGAUCGUCGCAGUCGAUCUCCAGGCCAUGGCUCCGCUCCCGGGGGUCGUCCAGAUCCAGGGGGACAUCACCAAGGUCUCCACGGCGCAGGAGAUCAUCCAGCACUUCGAAGGGCAGCCGGCCGACCUGGUGGUCUGCGAUGGGGCCCCCGACGUGACCGGCCUUCAUGAUAUUGACGAAUACAUCCAAGCGCAGCUGCUGCUAGCGGCUCUGAACAUCACGACCCACGUCCUGAAUAAAGGAGGCACCUUUGUGGCCAAGAUCUUCCGGGGGAAGGACGUGACGCUUCUCUACUCCCAGCUCCGCAUCUUCUUUCCCGACGUCACCUGCGCCAAACCCCGGAGCAGCCGAAACUCCAGCAUCGAGGCCUUCGUUGUCUGCCGGGGGUACUGCCCGCCCGAGGGCUACGUGCCCAAUAUGUCCAACCCCCUGCUGGACCAUUGCUACGAUGUGGAUUUUAACCAGCUGGAAGGUCCCAACAGGAUCAUUGUCCCGUUCUUGGCCUGUGGGGAUCUGAGCGCCUACGACUCGGACCGGACGUAUCCCCUCCAGCUGGCCCCAGGGAAGGAAUACCGCUACGUGCCCCCCCUCCAGCCCCCCAUCCGGCCCCCCUACCAGGAAGCCUGCUUCUUGAAGAGGAACAACCUGUUGGCUAAGGAGCCCGGGCCGGCCCCAUUGGAGGAGGCCGCCCCCGCCCCCACGUAUGGGUCAGCGCCGCAACCUCAGGGCUGCCCCCCGGAGGCGGCUGUUGAAAAUGUCCUGGCGUCUCUGUCCGUGUCACCCUAGCACAGGGGCGUGUGUGUGUGUGUGUGUGUGUGUGUGUGUGUGUGUGUGUGUGUGUCGGGGAUGAGCCCUGCUCCACAUCUGUGAAAAGAGCAUUUUAAUGUAACCCUUUGUGGCCGGUCUUUGCUGGGGGCUCUGCUCCUCCGCCCCCCCGCGGCCUCUGUUUUAAUAAAGACUCACGGAGAUGAAGCACUUUGGCAAUCUUCCCCUUCAGGGAUAUCAUGGAGCAGGGAGUUCCGCUGGUUAACGACGGCAGCUUCUUCCCGCGGUUCUUUCUUUAGCCCCUUUGAAGCCGGCACUGGAGAGACUGUCCCAGCCGGUGUUGCUUUAUUUUGGGGGUUAAUGACGUGCCCCCCAGCUCUGGCCCGCUCCCCCGCGGCCCUGUCCAAGCC